Molecule: messenger RNA, 297 nt
Organism: Lichtheimia ornata
Lineage: Eukaryota; Fungi; Mucoromycota; Mucoromycetes; Mucorales; Lichtheimiaceae
Exons: 4
Coding region: 1-297 (98 amino acids)
Source: RefSeq, a predicted model, not a curated record
AUGCCAAAGAAAAGACCCGACCUUGAACAAAUACAACAUCAGCUGUCAGACAUUGCUUUGGCAGCUCAAAAUACUUGCAAACACAAAUACUCUGCCAAGGAAGUGCAGCAUUUGCAGAACCGGCUACAUCAUAUUGAUGAAAAGUAUCGAGAAGGCGUGAUUGAUGAUCGUGAUAUGAGCAAUCCCAGUGAUGACCCCUACGAACAUCAAGGGCAAGCUCAAAUAGCGGAGGAGCUUAACAGUAUCCACCAAACGCUUUCAAACAUGUUGGAGAAUGCACACCCAAAGUCGCAAUAA